AGUAUAUGGUACUAGUAAGUGAAACCUAACCUACAGUCCUGCACCCUAACACCCAGGAGUCUCAGGACGCCAUCAUCGCCAUCAUCCCUUUUCCAUCAUACCCCAAAUAUUAUCUCCGUGGUGAGUUACUUCUGGAGGCAAUUUUGUAAAGCUUGUUCCCAGGGACUCCACUUAAUCCUAUCCAACCCCUACCCUCCCGCCAUAAACAUCUCCAAACGACGAUAGAAUAAACAUCGGAAGAUAUCGAGAGAAAUUAGCGUGAAGGCGGGUUAGAGAGUGCUAGCUCACGAUUAUAAACUGGAGGGUGGAAAAGUCAAAACGAGGGAGAAAAAGCGAGUGAUGACUGAUAAAUCGAGUAACGGAGAAUACAAGUAUCAGAUGGAUGACGAAGGGGGUGGAGCUGGUAGUGGUGGUGAAGACCAGCCGAGGAUACCUUUGGAGAAGGACAGAGAGGAAAAAGAUCAUCAGGCAGACAAGGUUGGCGAGUACAUGAGAGAGUUGCUCGCUGAAAAACUUGCCAUCGAUCCUCAGAAGUGGCCCAAUGCCCUCCGCCUCAUCGAUCAAGAGAUUCAGAAGACACAGGCCAUCGGAAAACCAGUUCGUGAUCCUAAGUAUGUAGAUAUCUACAGGGAGAAACCUAUAAGGGUGUCUGUCAAGGUCCUGGUGCCCGUGCGAGAGCAUCCGAAGUUCAACUUUGUCGGAAAACUAUUGGGACCAAAGGGUAAUUCAAUGAAACGUCUGCAAGAGGAAACCAUGUGUAAAAUGGCAGUAUUGGGUCGUGGAUCGAUGAAAGACAGACAAAAGGAGGAAGAAUGCAGACAAUCUUUGGACCCAAAAUAUGCUCACCUUGCUGACGAUUUGCACGUAGAAAUAGCGGCUCUCGCUCCACCAGCGGAAGCACACGCUAGAAUCGCAUUCGCUCUUGCUGAAGUACGAAAGUACCUCAUACCCGAUAACAAUGACAAUAUAAGACAGGAGCAAAUGAGGGAGAUGGAGCUGAGCAUGUCGGAUGACCCUAGCUCCAGCGAUGAGAGACGACCUAGCUCCAGAUCUACAGGGAUUCUAAGACCAAGCAGUCGACCUGCACCUCCAAGGUCCUCACGCGCUAUGCUUCCGCCACCAUCGUCGCGUGGAUUGAUAACUCGUCCUGUCCCAGCAAAAACGAAAGUGUUUUCCAUUUUGGAUCGAGCUAGAGUAGCCAUGGAUCAGAGUUAUGGACUCUCCGGCGAUAGAUAUGAUGAUCCAACACCACCUCCACCUCCCAGUCGUUCCCACCACGAUUAUGAUUAUCAUGGAUCAUCAAGCAGCAGCAGCAGAUACGAUCGCCACUACUCACCUCCUUCUUCUGCUUAUAGAGAUGAUGUUUACUCAUCUUCGAGAUACAGUACUUAUGACUAUGACGAUGAUCCUCCUCCACACUCAUCGCAUGACUACUACGAAACCUCUGAUUAUCCCGAGGAGUCUUCGGGUAGAGCUUGGAAAUCCUACAAGACAACAACAACCUCCGGUUCAGCAUCACGAUAUCGCUCUGCUCCGUACACUCGACCGAGCAAGUAAAUAUGUAUUUUCUUUUGUCUAUCUAACUGAAUGAAAAGAAAACUGUAAAUUUUUACAAUGGAACGAUUUAAUUCUGACCGGUCUGGCUAAUUUAUUCAUAUAAAAUAGUCCUGCAAAUUUUCAAAAUCAACCGCGAGAAAAUUUAUCAUUUUAUCAUAAUUAACAAAUUAAAAACAAAAAAGCACUGACUAAUUGUCUAUUCAGAAUGGCAAUUAAACAUAAGUCAUCGUAGUUAAGAAAAAAAUGACUAAAUAAAUUUAUUUGAAUAAAUCUAAUGAUGAACGAGCAUAAACAUGGGAAUAAAUAUGGAGGAGUGAAAUUUCCAGAGA
Messenger RNA from Fopius arisanus, 1886 nucleotides. RefSeq names its product KH domain-containing, RNA-binding, signal transduction-associated protein 3. The record is from RefSeq and is a predicted model, not a curated record. Gene Ontology annotation, molecular function: mRNA binding. Bases 340 to 1557 code for a protein of 405 amino acids. The transcript has 8 exons. Gene Ontology annotation, biological process: regulation of alternative mRNA splicing, via spliceosome. Lineage: Eukaryota; Metazoa; Arthropoda; Insecta; Hymenoptera; Braconidae. Gene Ontology annotation, cellular component: nucleus.